AUGCUCACAGCAGGGCCGUGCAGGCCUGUGGGUCGGUGCGGCGGCACCUGCCCGUUUACGUGCUACAUGGGGGACGUGUCCUGGGCUCUGCCUGCUGCCGCUCUGCCUGCGACCAGUCGCAACGCAGCGAGCAGUAACAGCAGUAACCCUGCUGAUAACCCUAUCGCCAACGUGACGCUGACCAUUACAGUGACAGCGUCCGCGGCGGUCGCACAGCCGUGUCGGCUCUGUGGGGGCUUUGAGCAGUUACCCUAUCAGGUGUUACAGGCAACCGUUCGGCUCACGGCCGUGCUUGUGCCAGUUGGCCUCAAGCAGCCGCAGCCAGGCCAGCCGCUACAGGAGCAGGCUCUUUCUGGCGCCGCUACAGCUGUUGGUUCCGCUACAGCCGGUGCUGGUGGUGGUGGUGGUAGUGUUGGGGCCGGUGGUGGCGCGGCGUUUGGUGCACUGGAGGCGCGUUUGUCCACAUCAUCCGCGUGGCCUGUAGCCUUUGUGCUUCCCCUACCGCCCGCAGCGUCCGCAGCGCCUGUAGCGCCUGUAGCGCCUGUAGCGUCCGCGCCGACAUUGGUGGUGUUGUUUGUGCGCAGGCCAAGGGGCGUGGCGAAGGUGGGGCGUGCGCGCUUCUCGUGGCACGCGCUGGAGAUGACAGGCGUGCACUCGCCUGCCCGCUGUGACGCCUGCACCUUCCUCUGCAAGGUACCUCUGCAAGCCCCCUCUCCCCGUCCCCCCUCCCGCACCUGCCUCUGCAAGGUGCGUCCCCCACCUCCCCCCUGUCCCGCUAUCUGCAUGCUGCGUCUUCGUCCCCCCUGCCCUCCCGUCUGCAAGCUCCCCUUACCCUGCCAUUCCUCCCCCUCCCUGUCCUCCCACACCUCCCUCCCCCUCCGCCUCCCCGCCCGCCUCCCCGUCUGUCUCCCCAUCCUCCCCACCCCGUCAACCCCCCAUCCGCAGCUGGACUCGCUCCCAAGCUUCCCCUGUUCGCGGGGGUGGUUCACAGCGCGCGGGCUCAUGGACGGUCCCCACCGCUUCACAGUCACCGCGCUCAGGGGAGCGCCGGGGGUCAUUGGCACCCGCCCCGCCUGCACCUGUGAACCCACGCACAAGCUCAUCCCCUUCUCCUCCCCUUACUCCUCUCCCCGUCCGCUCACAGCUGGACGCCCUCCCCAGCUUCCCCUGUCCGAGGGGGUGCUGGACGCCCUCCCCAGCUUCCCCUGCCCGCGCGGGUGGUUCACAGCAGCCGGCCUCACGGACGGUCCCAACCGCUUCACAGUCACCGCGCUCAGGGGCGCGCCGGGGGUCACUGGCACCCGCCUGCAGGCCGCCACUGCUGAUGUUGGGAUGGGCGGAGAGUGGGGAGGAGGGGUGGAAGGGGGAGGGGGAGGGGGAGGGGGAGGAAGAGGAGGGGCGCAGGUGGAGGCGCAAGCACAGGCCACAUAUGAAUGGGUCGCUGACGCGGCCAGUCCAGUGCCAACGCUAACAGUGGACCCGCCACAGGCAAGGGAGGGGUCGGUGCAGAUCAGCAUCGCCUUUGACAAGCCCUGCCUGGGCCUGCAGUGCAACUCCACCGAAACCUCGCCCUCUGAAAUGCACUUCUCUGCUCCUUCCUUUCCCUUUCCCCUUGCUUCCAAUCCCGUGGUUCCCAUCCCAUCAAAAGCGGCCAGUCCGGUGCCAACGCUAACAGUGGACCCGCCACAGGCAAGGGAGGGGUCGGCGCAGAUCAGCAUCGCCUUUGACAAGCCCUGCCCGGGCCUGCAGUGCAACUCCACCGAAAUCUCGCCCUCUGAAAUGCACUUCUCUGCUCCUUCCUUUCCCUUUCCCCUUGCUUCCAAUCAUGUGGUUCCCAUCAAAAGCGGCCAGUCCGGUGCCAACGCUAACAGUGGACCCGCCACAGGUGCAGGCAUCACCACAGGGCAAAGUCAGGUGCAGGCAUCACCGCAGGGCAUAGUGAGCAUCGACCCCUCCUCGUUCAUGGCCUGUGCUGACUCGAGUGGGAGGGCAUGGAUGGCGGGGUUUGGCUCUUAUGCCGUCAUCAGGAUAGACCGCGCCCCUCUGGAGGCCACUCUCACCUGCGACACGCCCUUGGCGGUGGUCAAGUUCUUCACACAGCUCAGAGCCACGCCACGAGUCUCCCAGUCGCCCGUGACGUGUCGGGUGCUCUUCUCCAAGCCCGUCUCUUCCUUCCCCUCCUCGUCCCUCGCUAUCGCCAACGCCACCGCCAGCAACCCCCAAUCUGUCUCCGACCUGGAGUACCAGUUCCAGGUGAGUUUCAGUUGCAGUGGACUAGGGUGUACCAUGUUUAGGUGGGUUGCUGUGAGUCGGUCAAUGCCAGGGUACGGCUCUAUGAGUCGACCAGUCGCCGGUGACCUGCUAAGUGCUCUUCUCUUCUCCAAGCCCGUCUCUUCCUUCUCCUCCGCGUCCCUCGCUGUCGCCAACGCCACCACCAGUGACCCCCAACACGUGACCGACCUGGAGUACCAAUUUCAGGUGGGUGGGUUCCUCUUUGUUUCCAUUCCUUUUUUUUUGGAGUUCAAGUGGAAUCUUUUGAUGGGCUUUACUGUGUGGCCCACGGGCAAAGGCUCAGUGGUGGUGGACAUACGGCAUGAGAAUGUCACCGAUGUUGCUGGGAACAUCUGCCAGCCCACACAGCCCUUCUUCUUCUUCUUCUUCUUUGACACCACACCCCCUACGGUGCAGCUGAGCGGGAGCGAGACCAGCGCCACAACAGACUGGGUCUACCCCAUCCUCGUCGCCUUCUCACCAUCUCUCCUUCCUCUCUACCAUGCAGCUCUCAGCCCCCACUUUUCCCUCUCCCGCUUCCGUUUCGCCACUAUGUCUGCCCUUCAACCACCAGACACCACGCGCCCAACGGUGCAGCUGAGCGCGAGUGAGAGCAGCGCCACCACGAACUGGGUCUACCCCAUCCUCGUCGCCUUCUCAGAGCCCGUGCUGGGAUUCAACAGCUCGUCGCUUCAAUUGUCCAAUGGAGUCAUCACCUGGUGA
This is a messenger RNA of Closterium sp. NIES-65, 2994 nucleotides long. NCBI's taxonomy places the organism in Eukaryota, Viridiplantae, Streptophyta, Zygnematophyceae, Desmidiales, Closteriaceae. The record is from the annotation of a GenBank genome assembly.